Rhodotorula toruloides NP11 is the source of this 3393-nucleotide messenger RNA. RefSeq names its product nucleolar protein 4. Gene Ontology annotation, molecular function: RNA binding. Lineage: Eukaryota; Fungi; Basidiomycota; Microbotryomycetes; Sporidiobolales; Sporidiobolaceae. The transcript has 8 exons. The record is from RefSeq and is a predicted model, not a curated record. The coding region runs from base 1 to 3393 and encodes 1130 amino acids.
AUGCCGGCACCCAAACGCUACUUUGACAACGACAGCUCGGCGGGCCCUUCGCCAGCCAAGCGCUCGCGCGGAGACGGGCCUUCGCAGCGAGGAGGACGCGGGCGAGGUCGAGGAGGAGGCGGACGCGGCGGCGGCAGGGGCGGGCACGGCGGGCAGCGUGGUCCACCGCGUGAGAAGAAGGAGCCGUUCAAGCCCAAGGACGGAUUCAUCUCGGCGGGUCUCAAGGCCACGGACGCAGCGGCAGAGGCAAAGGAAAAGUCCGACGAUGCCGCAGGCGCCGAUGCCGCAUCGCACCAGACGACCCUCUACCUCACCCACCUCCCUCCGUCGCUCACUUCUCCUCAACUCACCCUCAUCUUCUCCUCCUACGCUCCUCUCCGCGCCGCCUUUGUCGUCUCUUCCAACUCUUCGUCCGACUCGGCACCGGUACCCGACUUUGGCGGCUCCUCAGCGAACGCCAUCUCGCUCAAAGCGGGCCGCGACCGCACGGGCAAGUCGACUUCUCGCGGGUUCGGCUACGUUCGUUUCGUACUCCGCUCUGAUGCGGAAUCGUGUCUCGCUGAAUGGGGCACGAAGGAGGGCAUCCCGCGGAGUCUUGUGAACGAGCUCGCAGGGCAGGAGGGACUGGCUGGCGUCGAGUGGGACAAGAUCUGCGGGCCGGGUGGGAUCAAGGUGCAGUGGGCUAAGAAGAAGCUCAAGGAGGGAGAGAAGCCCGAGGGCGCGGACAAGAACUGGAAGGUCAAGGGAAAGGCGCCUGCGCCCGCUCCUCAGCCCAAGGAGGAGGACGAGGUCGCACAGGAGGAGACCAAAACCAAGUGGCGACCGGGCGUCUGGGACCACAACGCCUCGCGUACCGUUGUCGUGCUCGGCUUGCCUAUGCCUGGCGAGGCCGGCUCAACCGAGGAGGCGGAGGAGGGAGACGAGCAGGACGGCGACGAGGAGAAGAUGGACGUCGAUGCGCAGGCCGAGUCGUCGACUGCUCCUUCGGCGGCGAAGAAGGGGAAGCAGAUCGACUGGAAGAAGGCGCUCAAGCAGCGAGCCAAGAAGAUUGGAGAUGUCGAGGACAUCCUCUUCCCCGUCGAGAUGGCUUCAGGCGAGCAGGCUGCCCUCGUCAUCAUGUACACACCCCGCCACGCGCACGACCUCAUGAGCAAGCUGAACAACCACGUCUUCCGCGGCGUGCUCGUCUCGGCAGCGGUCAAGAGCUCGUGGGACCUGUGUCAGCGUCUCGGGCGGUCAAAGGGCGGAGGACGGUUGCUUGUUCGCAACUUGGGCUUUGACAUUACCACCGCCGACCUCCGCGCCGCCUUCGCCCGCUUCGGCCCGAUCCACUCCAUCACCCUCCCCAUCAACCCCUCAACCUCCAAACCCCGCGGCUUCGCCUUCGUCUACUUCGUCACGCGCUCUCACGCCGAAGCCGCGAUGAAAGCCGUGAACGGUGCGCGUAUCUAUGCGGGUAUGGCGGCGGAACGGAUUGCGAGUGAGGGAGGGAAGGAGGGGAAGAAGAAGGAGGUUCGGGAGAAGAAGAAGAAGGAGAAGGAGAGCAGUGGAGGAGGAGGAGGGGAGAAGGGACGUGUUGUCGCGGUGGAUUGGGCGCUCAGUAAGGAGGAGUGGCAGAAGGCGCAGGAGGCGGAGGCCGGCGGCGAGGCGGCUGAGGGCUCGGCUUCCGAAGGUGAGGACGAGGACGAGUCGGAGGGCAGCGAUGAGGAGGACGAAGACGAGGACGAGGACAGCGACAUGUCGCCUGUUCCGGAGGACCUCGAGCAGGACUCGGACAUGUCGCCCCAGCCGGUCGGCGCAGGCGACCGCGACGAGGAGGGCGAGGAGGAGGAGGACGAGAAGGAUUCACAGGAGGACCAGCAGAACGCCACGCUCUUCGUCCGCAACAUGUCGUUCGAGGCGACCGAAGCCGAGCUGUACGACCUCUUCAAACAGGUCGGCCCGGUCCGCUACGCUCGUAUCGUCUUUGACCCGGUCACGAAGCGCUCGCGCGGCACGGCUUUCGUUUGCUUCUGGAACAAGGAGCACGCGCAGGCUGUUCUCGCCGAGUCCGAGGCACUGAACAAGGGUGUCUUUGGCGAAACCUCGACGAAGAAGACGACGCUCCUGAUGGCCGACCCCGGCUCAUCCUCCGCCUCGCGCCUCACCCUCCACGGCCGUGUCCUCGCCGCCGUCCCCGCCGUCUCGAAGGGCCAGGCCGACAAGCUCCGCGAAGACCGCGACAAGAAGGGCGGCGCAAAGACGGACCGUCGCAACCUGUACCUCAUGCGCGAGGGCGUCAUCUUCCCUACCUGGGCUAUCGCCAAGACGCUCUCUGCAGCGGACAUGGACGCGCGCCAGUCCUCCUUCGACGCGCGCAAGGGUCUCCUCCGCUCGAACCCGUCGCUCUACAUCUCCCGCACGCGUCUCUCGAUCCGCCAGAUCCCCCUCUACGUCUCGGACGGGAUGCUCAAGCGACUUGCGAACCAUGCGAUUCGCGAAUUUGAGCGAGACGUCAAGGCCGGGUUGCAGAAACCCUUGACGGAGGAGGAAUUGGUCACGUUCGUGGCGGACGCGAGUGGCGCGAAGGAACCGACUUGGAACAAGGUCGAGCGGAAGAAGGGAAUUCCGCUCGGCAAGGUCCGCCAGUCGAAGAUCCUGCGGCAGAACGACCGCGUCGAUGCCUUGACGGGACUUGGCCGGUCGAAGGGCUACGGAUUCCUCGAGCUCGGCACGCACGCGGACGCGCUGCGUGUCCUGCGCUGGGCGAACGCGAACAAGGAGGUGAACCGGCUGUUCAGGGUGUGGUGGCGCGAAGAGCUGGACAAGAUGGUCGACUCGGUCGAGAAGGGCGAGGGCAAGCUCGGGAAGGGGUUGAAGGCGGGCGAGAAGGAGGACCGGUUGAAGCGGUUGCAGGAGAAGAGGAAGGAGCUCGAGGAGGAGGAGAACCUCGCGAAGGAGAAGGACGCCAAGCGCGAGGCGCAGGGCAAGUCACUCACGGGCGAGGCGGGUCGCAGCUCCAAAUGCCUCAUCAUCGAGUUCUCGAUCGAGAACGCCGUGACGACCAAGCGGCGCGCUGAGAAGGCUGAGCGGGCGAGGGAGAAGGCGCGACGAGCCAAGGCGCGUUCCGAGCGCGGCGGCGAGAUGAGCGAGGACGAGGAGGAUGAGGAGGCGGAUGGCGACGAGGAGGCCUCGAACGCCUCGCCAAAGAAGAAGGACGGCAAGCGUGCGAAGGGCAAGAAGGGCGGCAAGAAGCGCAAGGCGGACGACGGCGAUGAGGCUGCGUCUGCGUCGCCGAGCAAGAAGCGCGCAAAGGCGGACGCGGGCGGAGACGAGGACAAGCCUGCGAAGGAGGGAGCGCGGAUUGGCAGCCUGAUUGGGCGCAAGCGCAAGAUGAAGAAGGGCAGGAAGUAG